AUGGAAAAUCCAACUGAAAAAACUCCUUCAUCAUCAUCAUCGAUUGACGAACGCGAUCUAGUAGUAUCAAUGCGUAAACUUGAUUUAAUAAAAGAACUAGGAGAUAAACAAAAUCAACUACAACGUAUUCAAAGUAAUCUCAGUCAAAAUACUGAUACAGUUACACGCGAAAAUCAAGUUUUACGUGAAUUUCGUAAAGAAUUGGAUAUGCUCGUACAGGAACGUAUGUCGCACAUUGAAGAAUUAAGAUUGAUUCAUGCAGAUAUUAAUAUUAUGGAAACAACAAUAAAACAAGCUGAAGAAGAACGAAUAAGAAUACUACAAGAAAGUAAACGUCUACUAAAAGACUAUCAACCAAUGAAGGAACAAAUAAAUAAAUUACGAGAUAUUCUUAAUCUUGAAAAAGUUCCAGAUAACGAAGAAGAUGAAGCUGCCUUAAUGACCAUGCAAUUAAUCGCGCAACAAUCAACUGAACAUGAUCCAAUGGCAUCGAAUCGAAAUUUACACUCAUCAACAACAGCAUCAGAUAAUAAUAACGAACAACAUCAUCCAUUAAUCUCACCAUUUAUUCAUCCAUCACAACAAAUGAGUAAUUCAAUGAAUGUUGGUCCUAUUUCAACAGGAUCAUCGAAUAAUAAUCAAUCACAAGCAUCAGGAAUCAAUGCAUCUAAAGUACUAAGUGGUAUGGGAUCUAACAUCGAUCGUUCAGCAUUUCGUCAACAACCACCACCAAUGAAGACUUGUCAAUCAUGUCAGCAACAAAUUCAUCGCAAUGCACCUAUUUGUCCUAUUUGCAAAGCUAAAAGUCGUUCACGCAAUCCGAAAAAACCAAAGCGUCGUCAUUUAGAUAUUAAUCCUCAAUAA
Rotaria socialis is the source of this 864-nucleotide messenger RNA. Lineage: Eukaryota; Metazoa; Rotifera; Eurotatoria; Philodinida; Philodinidae. The record is from the annotation of a GenBank genome assembly.